Messenger RNA from Caenorhabditis auriculariae, 1590 nucleotides. NCBI's taxonomy places the organism in Eukaryota, Metazoa, Nematoda, Chromadorea, Rhabditida, Rhabditidae. The record is from the annotation of a GenBank genome assembly.
AUGCCUCCUAUAGGGGCCACUUCUGCAAGCUUUAGCGGUCCUAGGGGUUGGUAAAGUGGUUGCCCCUUUAGGGACCACUCUGGAGUUCCUAAGUUGAGCAAUAUAAAAGAUAGCGCUAAAUUCUCAGAAUUUUUCCUGAUUUAAAAAAUAAAAAUUUCGAAAAAUGACAUUUUAUGUUUAGAAAAGCUAACUUGAGCACCAUUAUCACACUCAACAAAGGUAUCUUUUUGAAAACACACUUCUAAGUUUCGAGAAAAAGGCUAAUAUUUCCGAAAAAUAAUCUGACUUUGAAGGAGCUUAUUUCAGAAAAUAAUCCUUCAAGCUUUGGAAAAUUUCCAAUUUCUCAAAAAUUAUUUUUCAUGCUUCAAAAAAUGAUGAUUUAAAAAUAGCGUUGAAAAUUCAAAAAAUAUUGGCGGGAAACACGAAUUCAUAGGGAGCUGUGAUCUUAAUCAAUUUUUCAUGAAAAUUCGCGAAUUUGUUUCACUUUCUACAAUAUUUAUUCCAGGCUGCUGCCCGGCGUUGACCGUGACGCAAAAUACGGGCGAAUUCGCCAACGGAGACAUGACUUUCGCCUACAAUUCGGACACUUGUCGGCAAACCGUCCUUCUCACUUGCUCGUGAGCUUUUCGGCCUACUGUAGGGGAAGAUUACUGUAGAAUGAAAUCAUGAGACUAGUAAAGGAAAAAGAUUUGACUAGGGAUGUUUAAAACUUUCGAUUUGAACGAUUUCCUAAAAAUUUUUAGUCGUUACGGUCGUCUGAAUCGGACUUUCGAGCAAGAACCCGUUCUAUAGAUUUCAAAAUUUGGAAAAUUUUUUUAUUUUUUUCGACAGCUUGGAUUUUUGAAAAAAAUGUUUUUAGGCUUGAUUUGAAAAAGUUUGUUUCAGAAAGUAUAAUAUUUUUCUGGAUACUUAUAAACUUAUUUUUUGAAAAUAAAGGUUAAAAUCAAUUUUCGCUUGAAAUGUUUCGAUUGAACAUGUUUUUUUUUUCAGAAAUUUUUGUUUGGUUGAAUUUUUAAAUCGGACAACUACACAUGUAGAUCAAUCCUUUCCAAGAUGUAAAUUGCGAUUUUCUCACAAAAAACAACGUAUUUUGGAAAGUUUCAAUAAAAAUUCCGAUAUAGUCUAUUCAGAUUUUUAAUGCCAAGUACAAUGACGUCUUUCAAAAACACUCUGUGAAUGGCUCGCUCUUUGAUUGGUUUGUCGCACCAUUAGGGGCGGAGCUUAAGCGACGACUUGACAUUCGAAAUCUGAACAGACUAUAUGCGACAAGAAGCUACAAUAUGUCAUCGACAUGCCGAAAAUCAUAUUUAACUGACCUCAAAGAAACUUCGAAUAUUCCUUAAAAAAGCGUUCAGUACGCCGGAUCCGUCUCUCGACCUCAACGCGGGUAUCGUCGCCAAUUCAGUCAAUUUUCUGAAUUUCACUGCGACCAGCACGACUUUCCCGCUCACUUGUCAAGCAUCUGAUAUGCGUUGGUGAGCUUUUUCAUCAAUUUCUCUAAACUGCGAAACGAUUCAUUUUAGGUACGUGACCGAGCCUGUGCCACUACGCGUCGAUACUUUAGAAUGCAUCCUGGCGAAUCCUGCUUGA